AAAAGGAAGUCGAGUGAAAAACCCAACCCACAGUUUCUUCUCUCUCAUUUCUUGCUCACUCUCUCUCUUUCUCUGUUUUUUUUUCCUCUGAGGUUUCCUAAUUUCUCUUAGCUUUGUAGCUUUCUGAUGUUUUUGGUUAUUGAAGAAUUUCGAUUACGGGUUUCCCAAUGCAUAAUCUUGUGAUUUCAUGCAUAAAAGUUCUUUGAUCACUGAUUCGAUUCGUUCCGGAUUUUUUUUCCUGUGAGAAUUCAAUAGUGGGGAGUAGAAAUGCUGGAGGCAGUUGAGAGUUCUGUCAAUGGCGUUUUUUCACAGUUGCAUAGCUGUGGAGAUAGUAGCGAAGAGGAGCUGUCUGUGCUUCCUCGUCACACUAAAGUUGUUGUUACUGGAAACAAUCGGACGAAAUCCGUGCUAGUUGGUCUCCAAGGCGUGGUGAAGAAAGCUGUUGGGCUUGGCGGUUGGCAUUGGCUGGUUCUCACAAAUGGUAUAGAAGUGAAGUUACAGAGGAAUGCCCUUAGUGUUAUUGAAGCUCCAACCGGUCAUGAGGAUGAUGACGACCUUGAGUGUGAAAACCUGCAUUGGAAUGGUUCAGAUAUGAGUGAGAAUAAUAAACAUUCAUCUGAUGACACUCAGAAAUCUCACAGACCAAGGCAUCGGUCGCAGAGGUCUGUUGGGUCAUCUCAUAAAACCAUGAGCCGGUCUCUUUCCUGUGAUUCACAAUCUAAAGGAUCUGUUUCACCUGCUCGGGGUGCUGCAAUUGACCUUAGUAAGCUUGAAAUGGCGGCAUUGUGGAGAUAUUGGAAGCACUUCAACCUUGUGGAUGCCAUUCCCAACCCAUCAAAGGAGCAGCUGAUUGAUGUUGUUCAGAGGCAUUUUAUGUCACAGCAAUUGGACGAGUUGCAGGUAAUUGUGGGCUUCGUGCAGGCUGCAAAGAGACUGAAGACAGUCUGCAACUGACCUUGAUAGAGAUGAAAAACUUUGUAUUUCGAUUUCGGCACUAACAAAUUCUGGUAUCAUAUGUUCACUUCCCUCAGUCUGUAGUAAUGUCCUGUAACAUAAUAUGUAUCCUUUGGCUUGUUUCUCCUUGUUCCUUUUCUUAUCAGUGAUUCGGGUUGAUGAGUUGGAAGUUAGUAGUCUAGUUAUGUAGAUAUGUAAGGUGAACUUGAAGUAGAAUUAUGUAUUACUAAAUACGCUUGAUAAAUUCAGUUCACUGUUUUGAGGGAA
Macadamia integrifolia is the source of this 1221-nucleotide messenger RNA. RefSeq lists its product as uncharacterized. NCBI's taxonomy places the organism in Eukaryota, Viridiplantae, Streptophyta, Magnoliopsida, Proteales, Proteaceae. The coding region runs from base 268 to 954 and encodes 228 amino acids. Gene Ontology annotation, biological process: regulation of DNA-templated transcription. Gene Ontology annotation, molecular function: protein binding; transcription coregulator activity. The record is from RefSeq and is a predicted model, not a curated record. The transcript is spliced from 6 exons. Gene Ontology annotation, cellular component: histone deacetylase complex.